Messenger RNA from Exophiala spinifera, 1125 nucleotides. RefSeq lists its product as uncharacterized. The transcript has a single exon. Bases 1 to 1125 code for a protein of 374 amino acids. The record is from RefSeq and is a predicted model, not a curated record. NCBI's taxonomy places the organism in Eukaryota, Fungi, Ascomycota, Eurotiomycetes, Chaetothyriales, Herpotrichiellaceae.
AUGGUUAGGAAAAAGACGUUUUCAAUCAAAGCUUGGCCAUUUACACCUGAACCGUCACCUCGACUUGAACCUGCUAUCUACAUUCUCGACAACAUUUCGGAGGGGUUUGACAUGUCGGGUGAAGAUAUGGGUCGGGCCCGGCCCAUCAGUAUGGUGUCUCGGAGGGAAGGGAUCAUGUCGCCUGGCAGACCUACGUUGGAAGAGGUACUCAACAACACCGCUCCGCCUCCGUAUACCCUCGCUGCUUUCACAGCAUUUUUGUCACAACAGCACUGUUUAGAGACCCUUGAAUUCACCACCGAAGCGAAACGGUACGCCGAGAAAUACGACGAAGCAUCUGGCCAUUUAGCUGGUAUGCCAUUGACGGUGGACACCCAGGAAGGGUGGGACCUGAUACAGGACUGGAAUCGCAUGCUUGAUAUCUAUGUCAGGCCGGGCUCACCUCGCGAAAUCAACCUGCCGGCGGAAGAACGUGACGCGCUUGUCCACCAAGCUUGUGAAGUCACGCCUCCCCUGCCCGAAACGCUAGAUGCCGCGGUGAGACGAAUGUUCGACCUAAUGUCAGAAUCGAUCUUCAUUCCUUUCUGCAACAGCCUCCGACAUCUUCCUUAUGCACAAACCUACAACGCAAUGUCAGAGUACGCCAGCUACGCCGAUCUGGAACCCUCACGGCUGACAUUUGACGAGCGGACAAUGCACCAUCAUGCAUCACGCCGGCGGCGGUCUCCCCCAAACACUUCAGAUGCCUCAUUCCACCCAUCUCGAUCACCACCUCAACAGCACAAUCGAACGUCUACGCUGUCGUCCGCCUUGGGUCGCCAGAGCGGCAAUCGACUUUCGACGCAUGUUUCGCACUCAUCGGCCGUUUCCGAGAGCGCGCUGACCGACAGCAGUGGCGGACCCGACAGCCCUCCCCCUGGUGACCUCGACUCGUCCAUCACACCUCCGACGACACCGCCUACGAGUGAUCUUGGUAUAGCAAGCAUCAGUCACGGCAGUAGUGGCGCCUCACUCUAUCAGACAAAGACGCAGAGGAGCGAAAGCGGCAGUGGGUGGAAAAAAGCAAUGAAACUUUUCAGUGGAGCGGGGAAAAAGAAAAGUGGUAGUUUCCACGAGGUCGACUGA